AUGAAGAUAGUUUUGGAGAUUGAGGUAGACGACUUUAACAUUCAAGAUAUAUCUAUGGAGGUGGAAGACAGUGAGGAGGGCAAUUGUAGCUCAGAAGAUUUAUUUCUCAAGUUUGAUUUGAGAUGUGAAUUUAGGUUGAAUUCUGAGGACAUACUAGGGGAUGCCAUUACUCUUUUUAAAAAUGAGGAUAGCCCUAAGAAUUGCUUUGAAGCAUAUCAUAAGAUAAGCAAGUUGUCCCCUUUCAAGCUCACCUUUGGUUUCUGCAUAUACUCCGGGGGAUGUCACCUUUCUUUUGGUUUUGGCAUGUUGGGUAAUGGGGAGGCAUCAAAUCUUGGGAUGAGAGUUAUUUGUAAUGAGAGGAGAACCUUAGAGCCUAAAUGCUCUGAUGAGCUUGUGUAUACAGGGAAGGAGUUGGUUAUCCAUGAGCAAAUAGAUUCCAAGUUUUUCUUGGACGCACUAGUUUCUAUCCCAUUAGAAGUCCCUUCAAAGUUGUUACUACCAUGGCUGCUCUAUGUCAUUAGUGGAGAGGAAAAGGGAGAUUGGAUAGAGAUGGGAGGGGAUGAAAGUGUGGUUAAUGACUAUUUUAUGUUUGAUGAAGAAAAAUGGGUAGUCUUUAUGCACUACUACAAGGAUGUGAAUAUCCAUUUUUGUUACUGUGUUAGGGAGCAAGGAAAUUACAAGAACCCCACCAAUUAUUGUGGGUGGAGACGUCCACCUGUUGAGGAGGUGCUGUCAAAAUUAACAACUCAUUUUGUUAAGGUCCAUUCAAGACAGUGUAUAGAUGAAGCUGAAUUAGCUGAACAUGUUGUUGGUUUGACUUGCAGCCUUGCCACCUCCCAAUUUAGAAAGAAAUUAACACGACUAUCUGUAAAUGCUAAUGGAUGUCUUAUCCCCAAGGACUGUGUUGACAAGAGUUUAGUAAAAAAGAGCUUGUGGUUAAAAGCAUUGGUAGCUAUCCCAAAGGUACAACCACGAUUUGCUAUUGCUAUAAGCAGGAAAUACCCCACAAUGAAAUCUCUAUUGAAUGUUUACAUGGAUCCAAGUAAAUCAGUGCAUGAGAAGGAAUUUCUGCUCAAGGACUUGACAACAGAAGGGUUACUUGGAGAGGAUAGAAGAUUAGGUGAGGUUUGUUCCAAGAGAGUGUACAGAAUAUUAAUGGCUCAAUGUGGAAGCAUCAAAACUGAUGAUGUUGAGGAAGGAGCUGAUUUCUUCAGCCGAUCAAUCUGACUGAAUAAACUCUUCAGUGUAAUUAUUGGGAAUUGCCUCCAAGUGGAUAUAAAAGAGGUGUGUAUGUGCUAUGCUCACAAUUGAGCUCAUUGUUUAUGGUGGUUCACUAUGGGAUAAUGUUUGGAGAUAAUAGUUUCUGGAACCCACUCUCUUGAGUUGCUUUGUAACUGUGACCUAUUCUAUACAUCUCGAUGGAUUUGACUGAAUACAAGUGUUUAUUCACC
Messenger RNA from Ilex paraguariensis (yerba mate), 1451 nucleotides. Lineage: Eukaryota; Viridiplantae; Streptophyta; Magnoliopsida; Aquifoliales; Aquifoliaceae. The record is from the annotation of a GenBank genome assembly.